AUGUCAUUGGAACCACUUUUACCUACUACUAAAGCUGAUGAAAUAGAUCACAAAUAUAUAGUAAUAAGGUUUUCAGAUGAAUCUCUACGUGAUCUGGAAUUAGACAUAACAAAUGUACCCUUUACGAACAUUAGCACGAAAUGGUUGCGGAAUAUGUGUCGAAGUCGAAGACCAGAGAAAACAGAGAGGAAACGGUUAAAAUUUAUUCGGAAUGGUGUUAUAUUGAAUGCUACCUCGGGCAUAGCUAAUGAUUUGGCCAGAUUUUUCAGGAACAACAGUACUGAGAAUGGAGAUAAGUUUUAUGUGCAUUGUAUGGUGGGCGUGGAUACGUUAACUGAUCGUGAAUUAGCAAACGAGGACGAACUGGACGAACGAACUCAGUCGGCAAAUUCAACUACUUCACAAGCAAUUGGUUUUGACAGACUGAGAGCAGUGGGAUUCUCUGAGGAAGAGAUAGAUAUGUUCAGAGAACAGUUUAGACGCACGUAUGGUGACUUACAAAAUUUAGAUACAGAUUCAAGUAGCACAGAAGUUAAUGGAAAUGGGAAUAACGGUACUGGAAAUGUAGACAUUAGAGAACUAGAAGAACAAUGGAUGGAUACAGGUGUAAAUCGGUCUCCGAACGGUAAUGGUGUAAACGAUCCAAAUGCUGAUAAUUUAUUUAAUUCAGUAUCGACAGCCAAUUUAAAACAUAGCACUGAUAUAUUAUUAGGGUUAACUGUCGGGUAUACGCUUGGACUAUUUGGCCUAUUGUUGAUGAAAGUGGAUAAAAUAUUUAACAGAAGACAAAAAAUGGCUAUUGUUAGCGGAGUGUUCAUUAAUAUGAUGUUUACUCUAGCGGUAUGA
Tetrapisispora phaffii CBS 4417 is the source of this 846-nucleotide messenger RNA. RefSeq names its product Dsc3p (gene DSC3). Gene Ontology annotation, biological process: protein processing. Lineage: Eukaryota; Fungi; Ascomycota; Saccharomycetes; Saccharomycetales; Saccharomycetaceae. The record is from RefSeq and is a predicted model, not a curated record. The transcript has a single exon. Gene Ontology annotation, cellular component: endoplasmic reticulum; Dsc E3 ubiquitin ligase complex. The coding region runs from base 1 to 846 and encodes 281 amino acids.